Molecule: messenger RNA, 1965 nt
Organism: Priapulus caudatus
Lineage: Eukaryota; Metazoa; Priapulida; Priapulimorpha; Priapulimorphida; Priapulidae
Product: formin-like protein 20
Exons: 5
Coding region: 70-624 (184 amino acids)
Source: RefSeq, a predicted model, not a curated record
UUGCGCCGCCGGAGCGGCCGCAGCGCCGGCAGUCGUCGGAGGAAGAAGCAGGCGGGCGGGAGAGGAACGAUGGCGGAGGGUGUCGGUGCAGAGCAAGAUAGCGAAUAUUCGAGACGCCGCCGCCCGCCGCUGUCGCCGCAAGACAGCGUCCACGACGUGACGGUGAACGUAGGUGGCGCCGGCGAGCACACUGUGCGAGUCGACGCGUCAGAGCGACGAUCGUCGCGACCUGAAAUUCCCCCGCCCCUCCCACCAAAUCUCCCACCUCCAGCCCCUCCAAAGGGCUACGAGGAUGACGAAUGGCCAGACAGCAAUACGGUAGUGCCGCCGCCUCCGGGAUAUGAAGGUGCUGUCAAUGGAGACCGCGACCACACUGUUCAGGACACAUCUAAGCCGCAAUGGCGAUCGUCAACACUUCCAGUAGGUGGCGCUCCUCCACGACAAGGCGACGUCGAUAGAUAUGCAACAACUGAACGUCCAGUCUCAAGUGUUUCCCUAGAGAGUUCUGUCGAGGGUGACAAGAAAAAACACAAGAGCGUUUUCCGAGGAUGGUUUCACAGGAAAUCUAAGGAUAAGGAUGGCAAGGGAGACCAGAUGUCAGAUUUGAAGGCAGACAGAGUGUGAUGUGUACGAUAUUCACGCGGCAAAAGUGCGUGUUUCUCACAGCUCUACCUGGUGGUUGUUUAGGGAGAGAUUAUAAUUAUCUGGUUGUGGUUUACCUGGUUACCUAUAGGGUUUUCUAUAUAAAACAACGGUUGUGAGAAUCUGUGAUGUCUUUUUUUUUAAAUGUCAAAAAGCGGUCUUUGCGCACUGAAACUUUGUAUUCAUGCUGUCUGUAUGGGUUUCGCGAAACUAAACCAGUGCAGUGUACAUUCCUUCUCACCACGCACAAAAAUGUAACAAAACGUCCACGUAGCACUGGUGGUUUGUGAGAUGUGCAACAGUUUCACUGGCACUAGAGCCCCCCAACCCCGUACACUAUCAUUUUGCUUGAAUACAUGUAUAUUGUAGAACGCAUGUUGGGGCUUUUGUAUUGUUGUUAUACACUGUUGUAGUCUGUAGUUGCACCUUUAAACGUUAAGAAUUUCAUUAAAAUUUAGCUUCGGUGUUUUUUUUUGUAGAAGGAAAAUGUCCUUUUUAAUCGCUAAAUGGACAAUACCAUUCAGUAUAUGGAGGUUGUGCACCUCAUGAUUGUAAGCAGACAGGAGUUCCAGUGAUAGAGUUGGGCUCUGAUAGGCAAUGAUCUGUGCCUGUAUAUUGUUGUUGGCCUAAGCAAACUUUGUCUGCAUCCAUAUAAUAGAAGGCCUGCAGUUUUAUGACUUAGUGUCUACAGGUUGUGAAAUUCGCCAUUCGACAUUGUUCUCGUAUAUAUAUAUAUAUAUACACGAAUUAAUAUACACUUAUAUAUUAUUUUUGGGGAUCAUAUAUGGGAUCGUCUUAUGUGUUGGACCAAUGUAAAUUUUACAUUUGUUAAGUUAUGCAGCUCUACACUGUCAAGCAUAGAAUUCAUUCCCCAUCUGAUCAGGAGUCUAUCAAUAUUGAUACGACUCAAUAUUGAUACGAUCAAUUUUCAUACGAUAUUGAUACGAUCAAUAUUGAUAGACUCCUGAUCUGAUGCAUUCAAACAUUGACAUUCCUCAGUAUGUUAACCAAAUUUCUUUCUUCUGUGACGAAGUUAUUAUUACUCUCUUAAUCUUUCCUUGCUGUAGCUAUAAUUGGGCUUUUUAUACCAUGGUUUACCUAUGGCUCAUACUGUGUACCUAAUAUUAUUGUAAUAUUAUUCAUAUAUGAAUCAUACUAGUAACUAGUUCAAUAUAUCACACUGUCAAUGUGAUUUAUUAGUUACGACUCUCAACGAAAUUGGAAUUGGUAUGGAUAAUUUCUUGUUAGUAAGUCUGUAACAUAUUUAAGUAGUGAGUUAUAUGAUAUAUCUGGUGAUAAUUAAAUUGAUUAUUUCUGAUACAA